AUGACCAACGAUCAAGUUUAUUACUCAAAAGGCUUUGACAAGACAAAAUCAGAUACACACUCAUGGAGAAAUGUUGAGAAUUCUUCAAAAUUUGUCACAUCGGUACUUAAACCAAAUUUUAAAGUACUAGAUGUUGGAUGUGGGCCAGGAACAAUUACCAUUGAUUUUGCACGAAAUUAUCUUAAUCAAGGCGGGUCAAUUAUAGGAGUGGAGCCAACUAAAGAGUUGAUUGAUCUAGCCAACGAAACUAGGGCAAAAACUGUACCCGACUUGAAAAAUAUUGAGUUUACUUUAGGUUCAAUUUAUAAGUUACCUUUUGAAGAAAAUACUUUUGAUCUCGUGCAUGCACAUCAAGUGGUGGUUCACUUACAAGAUCCAAUAGCUGCAUUAGCUGAGUUGAAACGAGUUACUAAGCCAGGUGGGUAUGUUUGCGUAAAAGACGGAGAUAUUGAAACUUCAAUUAUUUCCCCUCCAAAAUACGAGAUAUUGGUUGAUUAUUAUAUUUUAACAGCCAAAAAUGCAGUUUCUACAGAUAUAAGAGCAGGAAGAAAUUUAAGAGGAAAAGCCAUUAUAGCCGGUUAUGAAGCUAAAAAUAUUACAACCUCCGUGUCAAACUGGUUGCUUGCGGAUGACAGUGCCGCAAAACAGAACUGGGCUAAAUUGUUUAUAAAUAGAAUUGCUAAUAACAAGGAUGAAGUGAUGUUUCGCGAUGACAAUGAGAAGGAUCAAGCAGCCAAGAGAGAGGUUAUUGAGAAAUGGAAAGAAUGGCAAAACGAUGAAAAUGGAUUACUUGAAUUGCUUCAUUUUGAGAUUAUCUAUAAAAAGCCAAUAAAUAUGUAG
This is a messenger RNA of Lodderomyces oxycetoniae, 840 nucleotides long. RefSeq names its product Crg1p (gene CRG1). NCBI's taxonomy places the organism in Eukaryota, Fungi, Ascomycota, Pichiomycetes, Serinales, Debaryomycetaceae. Gene Ontology annotation, molecular function: methyltransferase activity. The coding region runs from base 1 to 840 and encodes 279 amino acids. The record is from RefSeq and is a predicted model, not a curated record. The transcript has a single exon.